CUGCUGAAACCCGGAACAACAACAACAUCAGCUGCUGAGUUUCGAUCGUGAGUUUCAGGAGCAGAACUUCUAGAUAUUUAAACUUUAAAUGUUCCAGAUAUUUAGAUUUUAACUUCUAGAUAUUUAAACGUUAAAUGUUCCAGAUAUUUAGACUUUAACUUCUAGAUAUUUAAACUUUAAAUGUUCCAGAUAUUAACCCUCUACCUGCCGGGAUGCUCGCCGCUCUGCUGUCCGUGUCACUGCCCUUCCUGCUCUGCGUGGUUCUGGUGAAUACCGACCUGUUUGACUCGGUUCCAGUGGACCUGGACCAGGGUCACUACGCGGAGAAGCGCGUGCACGCUCUGCCCGCGUUCCUGGCGAUGCCGUGUAACUGCGCGGUGAACGUGGGUUAUAUCUGCGUGGGUCUGUACUGGCUGCUGUGGAACCGGACAGAUACCGAACCCGACCAGAGCCGUUACAUGAGGCAGGUGUUCGCGCUCAUGGCCCUGUUCUACGCGCCCGUGCAGUGGACGCGCCUGACGGUGCUGCGGCGCGCUCCCGCCGUGCUCGACCAGUGGCUCACGUUACCGAUUUUCGCGUGGGUUCCGGUAUGGAUCCGGUACAUCGAGGAGCCUCCGGGUCAGUGGAGCGGCGCGCACGGGGCCGCGCUGGAGCUGUGCUCGCUGCUGAGCUACGGACUGACGCUGCUGCACCCGCGGGGCUUCGAAGCGGCUCUGGGCGCGCACGUCGUCCUGGCCGUGCACGCGGCGGUUCGGCUGCAGCUCAAGCACGGGGACCGUCACACGUGCACAGUUCUGCUGCUGGCGGUGCUGUCCUGCGCGGGCUUCGUGGUGCUGAAGCUGCUGGAUCACCAGCUGGCCCGGUACCGGCUGUUCCGGCGGUUUACCGGACACUUCUGGUCCAAAGUGUGCGACGUGCUGCAGUUCCACCUCAGCUUCCGCUUCCUGACCGCUCUGGGUCAGCGGGUCCAGCAGAACCGAACCAAGGCUGCAGCCCGGCAGGAGUAACGGAACCAGUCCAGAGCUGCAGGACUAACAGAACCGGAUCAGUUGAGUUCUGAUGGAUGGGUGUGGCUGGGGGCACUAGGACCCUGCUAAUCCAGGUGAAUGCAGCUCACCUGAGCAGCUCAGGUGUGUCAGCGUCAUGUCAUCAAUGUGUUGUAAUCACAAUCAUUGUGAAGUUUUUUUUAUUUUUACAGAAUUUGUAAUAACAGUCUUCUGCAGCAUGUGAGAGUUUCUCCACUAAAUGAACGGUUUUUGUUUCUGAUCUCUGAGGUUAAUCUGUGAAUCUGCUCUCAUUCUGUUUAUAGAUUUUUCUAUUUUUAUCUGUAGCUGGGAGUCACUAGUAGAAACUUUGCUGUGAAAACAUGAUGACAAUAAAGAUUGUUGAACUUUACAGCUAAAGUGCCGUUUGCUCCUUUUUCUGGUUUGCUUCCAUAGUUUUAUGUAUUUUGUGCUCAGGUGUGUCACUCUGGCUUCACUCUUCUGUUGGGACAAAUGAAUUUCUUCUAGCUUGAUUGACUCACCUGUUUCUAUCGCUAACUACGCUCUGUCCAGGUGAUUUAGUUCAGAACAUGUGGUCCAUGUAGCUACAGAAGGAGACCCUCACCUGAAGGUUCAGUAAAGUAUGACAGUCCAGCAUUGCUGUGCUGCACCUGUUUCCAGGUAACUAUAAGACUGAUCCACGUCUGGAAACGUUGAGGUGAUUUUACUACCAGAGAACCGAUCAUGUUAUCAUGCUGUUAAUCCACUUUGAACACAUUUUUCUCAGAUGUUAAAGUAAAUCUAAAAUGUUAAACUCUGAAGAUCUGAAAUGUUUGAGUGACAAAUCAGCAGAAAUACAGCAAAGCUGAGAAGAAAGCAAAAGACUGAGGUGUUCUGGAGUGAGCAGGACUCUAUGCGGUGGUCUGCUGACUGGACAGAAGGUCAGAAGGUUCUGGACUCCAUAGAGGAGAAGCUCGUGUUCAUCAUGGACUCUCACCCACUGCAGGACACUGGAGGCUUUAAGCAGCUCCUUCAGCAGGAGCAGGAUUUAUUCAUUUUAAUUCUUCAUCCUUGUACAUAUUGUAAAUAUUAGACAUCAUUGUGUGUAUUUGAUGCUGUAACAAUGUGAAUUUCUCCUGGUGUGGGGAGCAAUAAAGGAUUAUUUUAUCUCUUA
Molecule: messenger RNA, 2157 nt
Organism: Acanthochromis polyacanthus (spiny chromis)
Lineage: Eukaryota; Metazoa; Chordata; Actinopteri; Pomacentridae
Gene: tmem187
Product: transmembrane protein 187
Exons: 1
Coding region: 213-1007 (264 amino acids)
Cellular component (GO): transport vesicle
Source: RefSeq, a predicted model, not a curated record